Molecule: messenger RNA, 1599 nt
Organism: Onychomys torridus (southern grasshopper mouse)
Lineage: Eukaryota; Metazoa; Chordata; Mammalia; Rodentia; Cricetidae
Gene: Nrip3
Product: nuclear receptor interacting protein 3
Exons: 7
Coding region: 114-836 (240 amino acids)
Biological process (GO): proteolysis
Molecular function (GO): aspartic-type endopeptidase activity
Source: RefSeq, a predicted model, not a curated record
UCGGCUAUAAAAGGCGCGGGAGCCUUGCUCCCGCGGCGCUGUCAAGGAGCUCGAGGCUGAGGGUGCUCGGGGCGGGGAGACCCGGCCGCCGCCGGGCCGCGGGCGCCUCAGCAAUGUUUUACUCAGGACUCCUCACCGAGGGCGGCCGCAAGGAGACCGACAUGCGGGAAGCGGCAUCCCUGCGGCAGCAGCGCCGGAUGAAGCAGGCGGUGCAAUUCAUCCACAAGGACUCCGCCGACUUGCUACCCCUGGACGGCCUCAAAAAGCUGGGCUCGUCCAAGGACACGCAACCUCAUAACAUUCUGCAGAGGCGACUCAUGGAAACCAACCUGUCCAAGCUCCGGAGCAGUCGAGUCCCUUGGGCCUCUAAGACCAACAAAUUCAAUCAGGCAAAGUCUGAAGGGCUAAAGAAGUGUGAAGAUGAUGACAUGAUUUUAGUGUCUUGCCAGUGUGCCGGAAAGGAUGUGAAAGCCUUGGUUGACACUGGCUGUCAGUAUAAUCUCAUCUCUUCGGCCUGUGUGGACAGAUUGGGACUAAAGGACCAUGUCAAAUCUCACAAGCAUGAAGGAGAAAAGCUUUCUCUGCCACGGCAUCUCAAAGUAGUAGGCCAGAUUGAGCACCUACUGAUUACAGUGGGCUCUCUCUGUCUGGAUUGCCCAGCAGCUGUGAUUGAUGAUAAUGAAAAAGGCUUGUCACUUGGCCUUCAGACUCUCAGAUCCCUGAAGUGUAUCAUAAAUUUGGACAAGCACCGGCUGAUCAUUGGGAAGACAGACAAAGAAGAAAUCCCUUUUGUGGAGACAGUGUCUUUGAAUGAAGCCAACACUUCAGAAGCAUAAUUGCAGCCUGGGGAGUGUCUGCACGUGCACACACCAGGUUGACAGACUGAGAAAACUGGGUUUGAACUAAAUGCAGUGGCAACUUGCUAUGGACUGAGUCCUUCCUUCCCUCCAGUACAUCCUGCAGGGGCUUCUUCCCACUCAGACCAUUCUAGACUAUAGUCUGUGCUUAGAGAUCUUGUCCAGUUAAUGGCUUAAGGGUUAAACAGCCAUUGUUUUUUACUCUUUGAAUAUUUAAUUUACAGACCCUUUGGACACUGCCAGGUCUCAUUUGUGGCCUAUUUCUCUGCUUAUUCCAAGAAUUUGCUUUUAUUAGUCCAGCGUAGGGCUGCCAUGUUCUAUUUCCCCACAGAUAACACUUGCCUUUUUAAUAGUAAAAUAUAUAGUAAAUAGGAUUCUUUUUAGCUGUUUCAAAGAGUUAUAUAAACAUGUCUUGAAGUUAGACUCUCUUCUAAUGAAGUAAUUGAUUUUUCCAAUGUGAACUGAUCUGAGAGAUGGCUCAGAGAGAUCAUCUAGUCCAGACAUUUCACUUAAACACACAGACAGUCAAGUGAAUUGUCUAAACUUACAUAUUAAGUCAGUAGCAGAAGCCAGCCAGAAUCCGGCCUGACAUCCAAGCCAAGGCUCUUGUGCUGCUUCUUUUUUCUCAAGCCUUUAGAGGAAGGCAGCAAGGUUAGAGUGCAAAAAAGGGAAGGUACUGGAUGUGGGUUCGUGGUGGAGUGCUUGCCUAAUGUGCACAAGGUCCUGGGUUCAAUCGCCAGCA